AUGCCUAUAGUAAUCGAAUCAAGGGCGCUGCCUGAGCAAGCUCAAAUCAUUGACCAAAAGAGCUUCAAUGUCUUGGAGGUCGUCCCGCCUCCUUUGGAAUUCAAUGCCUCGUCGGAGUUUCUCUGGCCCGGCGUCACGCAUGAGUCUCUCACGGAGAAGCCCUUCCACAUCUACGACCCAGAAUUCUACGACAUCAUCGGCAGCGACCCAUCAUUGACGCUGAUUGCGACUUCGGAAACGGACCCAAUCUUCCACGAGGCAGUGGUGUGGUACCCUCCCACCGAAGAGGUCUUCUUCGUCCAGAACGCCGGACCCCCGGAAGCAGGCACCGGCCUGAAAAAGUCCUCCAUCGUGCAAAAGAUUGCCCUGGCCGACGCCGAGGCCCUGCGCAACGGAUCCCUGGGCACCAAGGAGGUCAAGGUCGUCACCGUGCCCUCGAACCCGCAGGUCAUCAACCCCAACGGUGGAACGAAUUACAAAGGUCAAAUCAUCUUUGCAGGUGAAGGCCAAGGCGACCGCGUCCCGUCGGCGCUCUACCUGAUGAACCCGGUUGAGCCAUACAACACCACAAUCCUCGUCAACAACUACUUUGGCCGCCAGUUCAACUCCCUCAACGACGUCGUCGUCAGCCGCCGCAACGGCGACAUUUACUUCACUGAUACGCAGUAUGGGUACUGGCAAUACUUCCGCCCCGCGCCGGGUCUGCCGAACCAGGUGUAUCGCCUGAACCCGACGACCGGUGCGUUGACUGUGGUCACUGACGAGUUUGUCUCGCCCAACGGCAUCACCCUCUCCCCGGACGGCACCUACGCCUACGUAACAGACACAGGCAUAGGCCAAGGCCUAUUCGGCACGAACUUCACCAAGCCAGCAACAGUCUACCGCUUCGACGUGAAAGAGGACGGCACCUGGGAAAACCGCAAAAUCUUUGCCCACACAUCCGCCCGUCUGCCCGACGGCGUCCACUGCGACUCCAAGGGCAACGUCUACGCCGGCUGCAACGACGGCGUCCACGUCUGGAACCCGUCCGGAAAGCUCAUUGGCAAAAUCUACACCGGCACCACGGCGGCGAAUUUCCAGUUUGCUGGUGAUGGGCGCAUGGUGAUUACGGGACAGACGAAGCUCUUUUAUGCUACUUUUGCGGCUUCGGGAGUUGCGCUCACGUAG
Colletotrichum orchidophilum is the source of this 1167-nucleotide messenger RNA. Its product is annotated as D-lactonohydrolase. The transcript has 8 exons. The record is from RefSeq and is a predicted model, not a curated record. Lineage: Eukaryota; Fungi; Ascomycota; Sordariomycetes; Glomerellales; Glomerellaceae. The coding region runs from base 1 to 1167 and encodes 388 amino acids.